AUGAAGGAUUCACUUUUUAAAAAUUAUUAUGGCUCAUGGCUGGAGACUUCGGAUGACUUGCAGACCAAUGCUGCAUGUGUCAUGCCCUCCAGACCUCUGCUCAAGAGUGCGUGUGAAGCCCUGAAACAAGUCCACCCAGAUGUUUGCAAGAGGUAUUUCGGCUGUGGGCUGGUGAUUCCAGAGAAGCUGGAAGGAUGUACGGUUCUUGAUCUGGGCAGUGGAUCGGGCAGAGACUGCUACGUCCUCAGCAAACUGGUGGGGGAGAGAGGUCGAGUCAUUGGACUAGAUAUGACUGACGAGAUGAUAGUUGCUUCACAAAAAUAUGUCCAGUACCAUCAGGAGCAGUUUGGAUACUCAAAACCAAACACUGUGUUUGUGAAAGGAUACAUGGAGAAGCUCAAUGAUGCAGGGAUACAGAACAACUCUUUGGAUGUAGUUGUGUCAAAUUGUGUGAUAUGUCUGUGCCCAGAUAAGAGGACUGUGAUAAGUGAAGCUUACAACGUUCUGAAGGUGAGAUUUUUCCAUCACAUACCUACUGAUAAUUUCCCCUCAUUAUUGUAUUUAUGCAAGAAAAACCUAAAAUUUUUGCACUUUGCAAACACUGUUUCAUAUGUGAAUGAUCUCAUAGGAGGGUGGAGAGUUGUACUAUAUGAAUUUGAUUUGGUGGAUUUAAAUGAGCGCUUGUUCCUUUCAGGUGAGGGAAUGGCUGGUGCCCUCUACUGGCGGGAUCUCAUCACUCUGAUGAAUGACAUAGGCUUCAGCACUCCCCACAUGGUUGCAGGCAGUCAAAUUGUGGUUCACAACCCAGAAAUUCAAAGAAAGACUGGUGAUGUUAAAUAUGUAUCUGGAACUUACCGGAUCUUUAAACUGCCUCAAAACUCCAUCAAGACCAGAGCGCUGGUCACAUAUAAAGGCACCGUGCCUGAUUGUGCUGAAUGUUUUGAGCUUGAUGCCUCUCAUUCCUUUGAGACAAAUGUCCCAGUGGAGGUGGGUGCAGAGAUGGCCGCCAUCCUCCAAAACACCCGUUUCUCUACAGACUUCAAUAUUACAAUGUUAGACACUCCAGAUACAGACCAGAGCAGUACUCCGCAGUAUUGCCACCUUAGCCCGUUCCUUCUCGCGGAUAAACUGGGUUCCUCAGUCAAACAGUGCUCGAAGACAGGACACUAAGGUAAAUGUGGAGAGUCUGGUGGAUCAUGUGAUGUCUAGAUCAACUUCAGAAAAUGUAAUGGGAAGUGAGAGUAUAGGGUGUUUAGUGCUCAAGUGAUCAAUCCUUAUGUUUUCUUUAGAUUUGCAAAAGCUAUUUGCUCUCUUAAUUGUAAAUGACUUUUAAUAAAACAAAAUUACAAAACAAUAAAACAAUGGUAAUAAUUAAGAUAUUAAUUACAGAAUGCAAAGUUAUCCACGUUUGAUUAAAAAAAAAAAAUAAUCAAGA
Cyprinus carpio (common carp) is the source of this 1435-nucleotide messenger RNA. RefSeq names its product arsenite methyltransferase-like. Bases 1 to 1170 code for a protein of 389 amino acids. Gene Ontology annotation, molecular function: arsenite methyltransferase activity. Gene Ontology annotation, cellular component: cytosol. The transcript has 9 exons. Gene Ontology annotation, biological process: toxin metabolic process; arsonoacetate metabolic process. Lineage: Eukaryota; Metazoa; Chordata; Actinopteri; Cypriniformes; Cyprinidae. The record is from RefSeq and is a predicted model, not a curated record.